Molecule: messenger RNA, 1941 nt
Organism: Heterobasidion irregulare TC 32-1
Lineage: Eukaryota; Fungi; Basidiomycota; Agaricomycetes; Russulales; Bondarzewiaceae
Exons: 8
Coding region: 1-1941 (646 amino acids)
Biological process (GO): actin filament network formation; actin filament bundle assembly
Cellular component (GO): cytoplasm; actin filament bundle; actin filament
Molecular function (GO): calcium ion binding; actin filament binding
Source: RefSeq, a predicted model, not a curated record
AUGCAGGCGAUACGGCUGCAAAAGAAAUAUCCUGAGGUCACUCAAGAUGAGAUGUUUGAGUUGAUCAACCGUUUCAACACGAUCGACGUCGAUAGCACCGGGCGCAUUGACAAGGCCUCUGUCCUGCACGCUCUUCAGUCACGAGGAGAAUCUUACGAUCGCGUACGAGAGACGCUCAAACAUGUCAGUGUGGAUGCUAGCGGAAAGGUAGAAUUGGAGGACUGGGUCGAGCUCAAUGUCAAAUUGAGAUCCCAAACAUCUUCCAUAUCGACCAAGGCGGGCAAGGUUACAGUGCAAGGCUCGAACGCAAAUGUCAGUCAUACCAUCAACGAGGACGAGCGACGAGAAUUCACAAACCAUAUUAAUGGGAUCCUCGAAGGAGAUCAAGAUGUCGGGACCCGCAUCCCAAUCCCUACCGAGACUAUGCAGCUGUUCGACGAAUGUCGCGACGGCCUGAUUCUUUGCAAACUGAUAAACGACUCUGUACCCGACACAAUCGAUAUGCGUGUGCUCAACAAGCCGAAGCAGCGGAAGCCUCUAAACGCCUUCCAGAUCACUGAGAAUAACAACAUCGUGAUCACGUCCGCGAAGGCCAUAGGGUGCUCCGUUGUCAAUAUUGGCUCGUCUGACAUCGCGGAGGGUACUGAGCACUUGAUCCUCGGGUUGGUCUGGCAGAUCAUCCGACGCGGCCUGCUCAGCCAGGUGGAUAUCAAGAUUCACCCAGAGUUGUACCGGUUGUGCGAGGAGGGUGAGACGAUCGACGAUCUCCUGCGGCUGACGCCAGACCAGAUCCUGCUCCGAUGGUUCAAUUAUCAUCUCAAGCAAGCUGGCUGGGAGAGACGGGUGAAGAACUUCAGCAAGGACGUGUCCGACGGAGAGAACUACACGGUCCUCCUGAACCAACUAAAGCCCGAAGAAUGUUCUCGCGCGCCGCUGCAAACGCGCGACCUGCGUCAGCGCGCGGAACAAGUCUUGCAAAACGCGGCGAACAUCGGAUGUCGCAAGUAUCUCACGCCGGCAUCACUCCUCGCGGGCAACCCGCGCCUGAAUCUGGCGUUCGUCGCGAACCUAUUCAACACGCACCCGGGGCUUGCGCCGUUCGACGAAGAGGAGGCGAAGGACUACGGUGCAGUCGAGGACUUCGACGCGGAGGGCGAGCGCGAGGCGCGCGUGUUCACGCUCUGGUUAAACUCACUCGGCGUCGAGCCCGCCGUGUUCAACUUGUUUGAGAACAUCCGGGACGGGCUCGUCAUCCUGCAGGCAUUCGACAAGAUUCUGCCGGGCUCCGUUGUGUGGAGGCGCGUGUCGAAGCCGAAGGCUGGGGUUACCUCGCCGACGAGGCGGUCCUUCUCGGAAGAGGGCGCAGAGGAAGAAGAGGAUAUUGGCGUGACACCUAAUCAGAGCAAGUUAUCGAAGUUCAAGCAGGUCGAAAACACGAACUACGUGGUCGAGCUCGGUAAACAGAACGGCAUGCAUCUGGUUGGUAUUCAAGGGUCAGAUAUCGUUGACGCGAACAAGACGCUUGUUCUCGGCCUAGUCUGGCAACUCAUGCGAAUGAACAUCACAAAGACGCUCACGUCGCUCUCAGGAAAGGGCCGGCCGAUCAGCGACACGGAGAUGCUCAAGUGGGCAAACACGACGGCACAAAAGGCGAAGCCAGGCGUCAAGCCGAUCAGGUCAUUCAAGGAUCCGUCCAUUACGACUGGCUUGUUUUUCCUCGACCUACUCGAUGCCAUCCAGCCGGGAAUCGUCGAUCCCACCUUGGUGAUUAACGUGAGCGAGAGCGGGGACUACGAGGAUCGGCGGCAGAACGCGAAAUUGGCCAUUUCAAUCGCCAGAAAGAUGAACGCUCUGAUCUUCUUGGUCCCAGAGGAUAUCGUCGACGUCCGCCCGCGCCUGAUCUUGACCUUCGUCGGAAGCUUGAUGAGCAUCGCUGCAUGA